Molecule: messenger RNA, 1256 nt
Organism: Anthonomus grandis grandis
Lineage: Eukaryota; Metazoa; Arthropoda; Insecta; Coleoptera; Curculionidae
Exons: 8
Coding region: 1-1179 (392 amino acids)
Biological process (GO): sensory perception of smell; detection of chemical stimulus involved in sensory perception of smell
Cellular component (GO): plasma membrane
Molecular function (GO): odorant binding; olfactory receptor activity
Source: RefSeq, a predicted model, not a curated record
AUGAAAUACUCGGAGCAUCAAGCGUUUUCCUUAUGUAAAACGUUGAUGAUACUAACGGGGCUAUGGAGAAGAAAUAUGCCGAAGCUAGAUAAGAAGUUUCAAAUUAUAUAUAAUAUAUUCUCAUUUCUUAAUCAGGGUUUAUACGUUAUAGCAAAAAUUUAUUCAGUGUUUUAUAUGUAUGAACUAAUUAAACAUGCGGAUGACUUUUCUUCAAUCGCAAACCUGCUUUCUCGCAUUAUAUUUGUUGUGCUAGUCUUAUUUCGGAUAUUUAUAUGCCAAUCAAUGCAAGUUAUGGACCUACUACUUGUCCUUAAAAAGGAAGAAAGGAAACACAACACGAGCACUAUCCAGAAAAUCAGAAAUAUUUAUAGAAGAAAUUAUAGCUAUAGCAAAUGGAUCACUUGUGUUAUUUUCUUUACCACUUUCCUGGCGACCGUAACAUUUGUGUUUAACGGAAUUAUGCUGUUCGUCAAGAUUUACAUUAUAUAUACUAAAAAAGACCGGAUUAACGCCAACAAGGAAAAUACUUGGGUUCAACUGCUGAUAAUUCAAAUAAUAAGCCCAAUACAGACAUUUACAUUUAGCGUUGUGUCGCAAGUUUUAAUGCAUUCUCUCAUGAUUUUUCUAAAGACUGAAUUUAAAAUUCUUCAAUACCAAAUUGAACACUUUGAAAAUCAAGAACUUGAAGUUAACCAGAAGAAGCCUGACAACAAAACUGACUACAACUAUGAAGUUUUAAAAAAUCUGGUUAUAAAACAUCAAACAGUAAUUAGGUUUGCCAAGCAAUUUAAUCAUUCUAUCAAGAACCUUUUGCUAUUAGAAUAUGGUGUUACUUCACUUAUGCUGGCCACCACUUUAAUGCAGAUAUAUUCCAGAAAAAUGAUGACUUAUAACAUUUUAUUUUUGACUUUAUGCGUGCUACAAAUAUUCAUGUUGUGCUGGAAUGCUAAUGAGAUUUUGGUUGAGAGCUCUGAGGGAAUGUCUAAUGCAAUUUAUAGAUGUAAGUGGUACGAACAAAACAAGGAAUCGAGAAGGCUUAUUUAUUUAAUGAUGUUAAGAUGUAAAGUACCGGUAGCGCUAACAAUUGGACCAUUUGGAGCAUUAACUGUAGAUGGAGCUGUUUCUAGAGUGAAACUGGCAUAUUCCUUUCUAUCGGUUAUAUCAACUCAAAACGAAUAGACUUAAAAAAUUAUAUAAACUUCGGUUGUAUCACAGAAUGCGGAAGCUUACUUACAUUGUCUUGGAAUUAGCGCUUU